Podarcis raffonei (Aeolian wall lizard) is the source of this 1694-nucleotide messenger RNA. RefSeq names its product gamma-aminobutyric acid type A receptor subunit alpha6 (gene GABRA6). Gene Ontology annotation, cellular component: GABA-A receptor complex; dendrite membrane; synapse. The record is from RefSeq and is a predicted model, not a curated record. Bases 140 to 1561 code for a protein of 473 amino acids. NCBI's taxonomy places the organism in Eukaryota, Metazoa, Chordata, Lepidosauria, Squamata, Lacertidae. The transcript is spliced from 10 exons. Gene Ontology annotation, molecular function: benzodiazepine receptor activity; GABA-gated chloride ion channel activity; inhibitory extracellular ligand-gated monoatomic ion channel activity. Gene Ontology annotation, biological process: monoatomic ion transmembrane transport; synaptic transmission, GABAergic; gamma-aminobutyric acid signaling pathway.
UAGAGCAUUAGGUCUACGGGUAUACUACUGGUAGUAACGAAAACGCCGAGUGGGAGGACAAAACUGAAGGAAGAUGGGUCCUACUCAGAUUUGCUCCAGUUGACCAGGUUGGCAUCCAGGUCCUGGCCAGAACGCAGGCAUGGCUUGGUGGCUUCCUUGGAUUUGCUUCACUGCGUGCCUCCACAAGGUGCUGGCGGACGACCCCGCUGCCGACGAGGGCGACCUCUACUCGGAGAACAUCUCCCGGAUCCUGGACAAGCUCCUGGACGGCUACGACAACCGGCUGCGACCCGGGUUCGGCGGCAGGGGCAGCCCAGGAGCCGUGACGGAAGUCAAGACAGACAUCUACGUGACCAGCUUUGGUCCUGUGUCAGAUGUGGAAAUGGAAUAUACCAUGGAUGUUUUCUUUCGGCAAAUGUGGAUCGAUGAGAGGUUGAAAUUUGGUGGGCCCACUGAAAUUCUGAGGUUGAACAAUUUAAUGGUCAGUAAAAUAUGGACACCAGACACCUUUUUUAGAAACGGGAAGAAGUCAAUUGCUCAUAAUAUGACAACUCCAAACAAACUUUUCAGGAUAAUGCAGAACGGCACCAUCCUCUAUACCAUGAGACUUACCAUUAAUGCUGACUGUCCUAUGCGUCUGGUAAACUUCCCUAUGGAUGGACAUGCUUGUCCCCUGAAGUUUGGGAGCUACGCCUAUCCUAAAAGUGAGAUUAUUUACACCUGGAAAAAAGGACCAUUGUAUUCGGUGGAAAUUCCACAAGAAUCUUCCAGUCUUCUCCAGUAUGAUCUUAUAGGGCAAACAGUCUCUAGUGAAACAAUAAAAUCCAAUACAGGUGAAUACGUAAUAAUGACUGUUUAUUUCCACUUACAAAGGAAGAUGGGCUACUUCAUGAUUCAGAUAUAUACUCCCUGCAUCAUGACAGUCAUCCUCUCUCAGGUGUCUUUCUGGAUUAAUAAGGAGUCUGUUCCAGCUAGGACAGUUUUUGGGAUCACCACUGUCCUCACAAUGACUACGUUGAGCAUCAGCGCCCGCCACUCUUUGCCCAAGGUGUCUUAUGCUACUGCCAUGGAUUGGUUCAUUGCUGUGUGCUUUGCCUUUGUCUUCUCUGCACUUAUCGAGUUUGCAGCUGUCAACUACUUUACCAAUCUUCAGACUCAGAGAGCAAUGAAGAAGGCAGCCAGGGCAGCCGCACUAGCAGCCGCGCUCUCAGCAGCUACCGUACCGGCGGAGGACGAGAUAGUCUCGCACUCUGACUCCAACUGCAACUUGAAGAAGCGAGUCAACUCUAUGACGUCUCAAACAGAUCACUCCCUUGAAACAAGCAUGUUGUCCAAUAGUGCAUCUCAAAGUCAACAGACAUCUGUUACUACGCCACCGCCACCACCGCCACCACCACUAAUUGGAGGCACGAGUAAAAUAGAUCAGUACUCCAGGAUCCUCUUUCCAGUGGCAUUUGCAGGAUUCAACCUGGUAUACUGGGUGGUUUACCUUUCAAAGGACACUAUGGAAUUUUUUGAACCUACUGCAAUGCAUCUUCGAAAUGACCAUCAAACCAACUGAUGGCUGCAAACUCAGGUGUGACAAAGGACCAAAAGACUCACCGGGCUAAGUGACUGGUUCUAAAGACAAUUGUGGGGCUCUGGUCACUGAAUGUAAAAUACUUCAGUGUUUGAAGACAUCACUAUGAACUCUU